Messenger RNA from Colletotrichum godetiae, 1408 nucleotides. Its product is annotated as Mo25-like protein. The record is from RefSeq and is a predicted model, not a curated record. Gene Ontology annotation, biological process: intracellular signal transduction. Gene Ontology annotation, molecular function: protein serine/threonine kinase activator activity. Lineage: Eukaryota; Fungi; Ascomycota; Sordariomycetes; Glomerellales; Glomerellaceae. Bases 109 to 1239 code for a protein of 376 amino acids. The transcript has 4 exons.
CUCAUCACAAUCGAGAUCGGAAACCACACCUAUUUGUGGCCUUACAAUCAAGUCGCCCGGCAGCUACCACGAAAGAUCUAUUACUUGGCCCAGCCUACCACCUUCGUCAUGUCAUUUCUCUUCGGCCGGGCUCGGACAAGGCCUGCCGUUGACCUACCCAAACAAGCCAGAGACCACGUAACGAAGCUCGAAGGUCCAAAUGGCGCCGCCAAGGCCGAAGAGCUUGCAAAAGUCCUAAACCAGAUGAAGUUUAUCUUACAAGGAACCCAUGAGUCCGAUAGUAGCCCGGAACAGAUAUACCAACUGGUCACUGGCUUGAUUGAAGAAGAUCUGCUCUACUUGCUGGCAGUGAACCUAUGGCGUCUGCCCUUCGAGUCCAGAAAAGAUACCCAGGUUAUUUUCUCCUACGUUUUCCGCUUCCGCCCGCCUACAGCGUCUCCGAAAAGCGAUCCUCUAGCUCUGUCUUAUGUCGUCAACAAUCGCCCACAAGUCCUCCUCGAACUGUGCCGCGGCUACGAACACAAAGAGAGUGCAACGCCUGCCGGCUCUGUACUUCGAGAAGUUCUCAAGUCGGAGGCUGCUGCCGCCAUCAUUCUCUACGACGACAAUGAGGAGUCUGGGUCCAGCAACAAGGGCAUCAACUUGAUUGACAGGGACCGGCGACAGAGCGGCGAGGGCGUCUUUUGGAGAUUUUUUGACUGGGUCGACAAGAGCUCCUUUGAAGUAGCCGCGGACGCAUUCACCACAUUCAGGGAACUUCUCACAAAACACAAGGAGCUGGUGCCGAGAUACCUCUCUGUAAACUUUGACCUAUUCUUCGACAAGUACAACAACAUACUUGUGCAGUCAAACAGCUACGUUACCAAGCGACAGUCCAUCAAGCUUUUGGGUGAAAUCCUGCUGGACCGGUCGAAUUAUAGCGUCAUGACGGCUUAUGUUGACCGUGGAGAGCACCUCAAGAUCUGCAUGAAUCUUUUGAGAGAUGAUCGCAAGAUGGUGCAGUACGAGGGCUUUCAUGUUUUCAAAGUCUUUGUGGCCAACCCCCAUAAAUCCAUUGCGGUCCAAAAGAUCCUGCUCAUGAACCGGGAAAAAUUGCUUACAUUCCUUUCUCACUUCUUGGAGGAUCGAACUGAUGACGAGCAAUUCAUCGAUGAGAGAGAAUUCUUGAUCAAGCAGAUCAGGAAUAUGCCAUCGAACCCAGUGCCGCCUCAGAGACAUGGCAUGCCAGGCGGUGGUUAGGUCGCCGCCAGGCAAACGGGUUAUAUUGCCUCAGGGCCUAAUUGUAAUGCAAUAGGCAUAUGACUUGCGUUACCGAGUCCUCUUCAUUGAACGGGCCUACAUUGCAUUCGUCGUUGGGUUGUUAUUAGCAGUGGUAUGGAAGGGUUGGGAGAUGCAACGUUGGGAUCUG